Boleophthalmus pectinirostris (great blue-spotted mudskipper) is the source of this 3385-nucleotide messenger RNA. RefSeq names its product Kruppel-like factor 6a (gene klf6a). The transcript is spliced from 4 exons. Gene Ontology annotation, molecular function: RNA polymerase II cis-regulatory region sequence-specific DNA binding; DNA-binding transcription factor activity, RNA polymerase II-specific. Bases 255 to 1118 code for a protein of 287 amino acids. Gene Ontology annotation, biological process: regulation of transcription by RNA polymerase II. Lineage: Eukaryota; Metazoa; Chordata; Actinopteri; Gobiiformes; Gobiidae. The record is from RefSeq and is a predicted model, not a curated record.
CAGAGCGCAGUUGUUCGCUGUCCAGUCCAGUGCGGUGUUUGCAAAUAUCUUGAACACAAGCAGAGAGAGCAGAGAGAGAAGGAGGGGGACGGACGAUCCGCUCUGACUGCAGCCGAAAACAAGCGCUACUUCGCAUGCGAGAUACGACAGGAGAUACACGCUACCUUUUCAUCCUCGCUUUACGCAUCUCCACUGGGUGUUUUAUACUCUUUACGCGCAGCUAAUUUAGGCUUUUUCUAACCAAUCUCGGGAAAAUGGAUGUUCUACCGAUGUGCAGCAUCUUUCAAGAACUUCAAAUAGUUCACGACACGGGCUAUUUUUCAGCCUUACCAUCCUUGGAGGAGUACUGGCAGCAGACAUGUUUGGAGUUGGAACGCUACCUUCAGAGUGAACCCUACGUGUCCACGACAGACCUGAAGUUUGAUGGACAGGAGGACCUCUGGAGCAAGUUGAUUUUGGCAUGUGGGGACAAGACCAAGGGCGAGUGUGACCCAAAGAUCCCCGUGGUGACGCAGGACGAGGACAAUCAGGACAGCGGGCUGUUGGACAGCCACAGCGUGCACUCGGACGCCAGCAGCGAGGCCUCAGACAGUUCGGAGGAGCUCUCCCCGACUCAUAGCUUUAGCUCCAACCCGCUGGGCUCUGUGCUGGUGGGCUCUGGACCUUUUAGCCCGUCUGUGAUCAGCACGCCGCCGUCCUCUCCGGAGGCCCACACGGAGCCCGGGCCUGUGUCCAACGGCUGGAUGGCGGCGCACGGGGAGUUGCACUUGCCGGUGAAAAUCCGGAGCGGCGGAAUGACCAAAGGGUCGGAUAAGAGCGGACUCAUCUCCGGGGACGCGUCUCCGGACGGUCGGAGGAGGAUUCACAGGUGUCAGUUCAACGGCUGUCGCAAAGUUUACACGAAGAGUUCCCACCUCAAAGCACACCAGCGCACCCACACAGGUGAGAAACCGUACAGGUGUUCAUGGGAGGGAUGUGAAUGGCGUUUUGCACGGAGCGACGAGCUGACCAGACACUUCAGGAAGCACACUGGGGCAAAGCCAUUUAAAUGCAGUCACUGUGACAGAUGUUUCUCCAGGUCUGACCAUCUGGCCCUCCACAUGAAGAGGCACAUCUAAACAGGGCAAACCACCCCACGUUUAAGGAGAGACUCUGACGCGUCUCCCGACCAGAUUCUGGUUGAACUGUCCCAGAGCAGAGUGUAGGGAGUGAGUUCCAGCCAAAGCAUGCCGUUUUGCACCUGAACCCAGUGCCUCCGGGACCUCUCUUUGGAGAAAGGCUGUCUGUUGCAACAAGAGGACAAAAUCAUGGACGAGGAAGAGUUUUCUUUUUGAUCAAGAAGGACUUUUAACAAAAAAAUCUAAAAAAAAAAAUAUCAUAAAAGACAGACAAAAAGAAUGAAUGAAUUGUAUGUAUGGUGCAUGAAUUGGGGACAUCUCCCGGACAGCAGAUACACUGGUACUUUACAAAAACAGUCUGAGGUAAGCAUGUGUGCACUGUGAAUGUCUGCGAUUGGCUCACCGGCCCCACGUGACCAGGAAGUGCAGGAGCUGUGGCGGUCCGUGCGGUCUGGGGCUGGUGCCGUGUUGCUGUGGACUGAAUGGGAUUCUUGGGGCGAGGAGCACUUGUGUUUCUGCCCUGUGGCAAUGUGAGGUCGGGGCAGGGAGACCAACCUGCUCGUGUGGCACCCGAACCGGUGGAGCGGGGUGAUUAUCGCCCCCUGUCUGUGGUCCUGGGCAGAGCGGUUUGAGGGCAGGUCCAAAUGCCCCUCAGGUCUGUGUCCCACUCGACCCUGACGCCCCGGUCACUGUAUGACAGGAGCUUUUUUGGUGUUUUUUGGUGCAGCUACUAAAUGUGCAAUGUGUUAUGUAGCCUGGUUUAUUAUUUUUUUACAAGCUACAAAGCUCAUUUGUAGUCCAAUUGUAUAAGCUGUGUGCUUAGAGGUAUAACACAACUAUACUAUAACUUCCGUAUCAUAGACAGGUGUUGCAUGGUUCUAGGGUUUGUUCAUUUCCUGUUUCCACUGUAAUCAGGACUGCAAAUAGUUCAAUUAAAGUGCAGCUAAAUGCGAGCGGUUAAAUGUUACAAUAUUGUACAUAAAGCCUUGAUGAUUUCUACAUUCACCCAUCACUCUGGACAAGCCGCCACUGCUUUAUCUAAUCACGGAUAUUGUUUGCGUUCAUCUGAUGCUACGAGGAUGUGCUUUUUUAAUUUUUGUACUUUUCGGUUUUCUAUGGAAUAAUGCACUGUUGACCUUAAUGGUGCCUUAUGCAAGUGACUGAGCCCUGAGGGGACGUCACAUUUCUUUGUAUGGGUGAUUUGACCUGCUCUAUCAAGGCUCAAUUACAUGUGAUUUUUAUUGACAAUGUUUAAAUGUAAAAUUGCCCCAAAAAGGACCUUUUUUUUGUUUUUAGCACUAGUCUCUGUCAUGUACCACCUUCAAGUCAAGCCACAAAUUGUAAAUACGACAACUUAAUGUAUGUUUAAAGCACUUACCCAUUCAUUAAUUAAAGUUGUUAACUACUGUGUAGUAUGUGCCAGUCUAUCACAAAGCCCCCCCUUCCUCCUCCUUCUCCUCUUCCUUCUCCUCCUCCUCUCCCCCCCCACCCCAUUUCCCAGCAUCCUCUCGGUCUCCUCCUUGUCCUUCGACGCACAGGUUGGGGACCGAAGGAAAAACGCUAAAGAUUUAUUGUAAUUAACAGGCAGCAGUUGGACAGGGCUCGCCUUGUACAGACCCAACGUAAUGAAUCGCUAAAGGUUUUGUUGGCGUGGGAUUUGUCACAGACUGCUGACGCUGUAGGCUGCGUAUUGACCUGUCUGGUGUUGCGUUGUUUUAGCUGCAACAGUAUUAUGAAAACUACCACGGGGGUAAGAGAGAGAGAGAGUCAGCGUGGGGUAGGAAAGGGGAAGGGGAAAGGGGGCGACACAGCGAGCUGGUUUACUUGGCACAAAGAAAUGUCCCUAUGCAGCUAAUAGUGAAUAAUUGUUGAAAAGUCCUGGAAAAAGAGCCAGCUACCUUCUCCUUGGAAAUCCGAUGUUGCAGGCUAUAGAUUUCAGAUCGGAAAGCGCUGCGUUGGACAGAGGAAUACUGGUUCUCUACAGGCAAAUAUACGCACCUAUUUUUCAGUGAUUGAGCCUUGAUGUAGCUUUAAAACUUUGCUCACAUUUUCAUCACUUCUCAUUAUACCACUACCGUUAAUGUCGUUCAAAAUACACACACAGCUCUUUGUUCCGAAUCUUUGUAUAAAAAAAAGACAAAAAAACAACUUUUGUAAAAUUGUUAUGUUUAUGCUUUAUGAAAUUUUUAUUUGAAAUUGUUUUGCAAAAUUGUUAUAUUUCUGUAUGAAUGUAUUUUUUAUUGGAAUAAUAAGAAAUUCUUAUCUGA